UCUAUCAAUUAUCCUAAGAUCUAAAUUAAAAGUGAUUAUUCUAAAACUAGCAUUAGUUUCAGUUCAGAUGAAGAACAAAAAGAUUACCCUACGAAUUUUAUUCAAUCUAACAAUUCAUCUUUAACCUUUGAAAAACUCUAAAUCUACCAAGCAGAUUAUUCAGUAAUUAAAUAAAUUGCAUUAAGAAAUCAAAAGAGUUAAUAAAUGAGUUCGAGAUAUUCUCUCUACAAAGUGAGUUUCAGAUUUGUCUCUCCUAAAAUAUCAAGCAAUUUCUCUCCAAAGUCCGAAUACUAUUACAAUAACUUUACAAACCUAAAAUAUAGUCUAAAACACUAAAAUGACUUGUUUGCAAAUAAGUGGAAAUUUUGGAUCAGUCUUCAAUUCUUGAAACUUUUUAAAAACUCGUAGAGGAGUGUGGCUGUGAUCGGUGUCGACGACACUAAUUGGUGAAGUCGAUUGACACCAAGUCUAAAAAUUCAAUCCGACUUGUUCUUUUCAGCUACAAUGCUCCUUGGAUUUUAAAGUGCUUGAAAAACUUUAAUUUUUUUCAAAACGUACAUGAAUGUACAAUAACUCAAAAUACUCGAAAAUCACCAAAAAUUUCAAAAACUGGAUUUAUCUCAUGGUCAAAAGUCCAGAAAACCCAUGAUAUAUCAGUUGGUUAAUUGAAAUCUUAAGUUGAGAUACAAAUACAAAUAACUAUUGAUCUCUUAAAUUUAUUCAUUUCUAGAAGAAUCAAUUUCGUGUGUAAGUAUUUUUUACUUUAUUGUCGUUUUGUAGAUUUCAAAGUUAAAAGUUCCAAUUUUUUGUAAUAAAGGUGGUUUCUUUCUUUUUUGGGUUUCUUGUAACUUGGUGCUGGAGAAAACAGACGACUUUCCCAGCAAAUAAAACACUUGGAUUAUGCAAUAACUUAAAAGUCCAUUAACUUGUUAUUUUGUAUCAAGUAUAGACUCUCACAAGAUUGUCUUCCGAGAGACUGAGACACACUAACAAGAACAAAAUUAGAAACCAGGACCUCAAACACUCAAUGAUUCUAAUGGUCCUUUGCAAGAAAAAAUAUAUUAAACACUAGUUCAGGUUGGACAGUGUAUAGGACUACAAAAACAGACAUAGAAAUGGUCAAGUGAUAUGCAAAUUGGAUUUCUUAUAACAGUUAACAAGUCUCCUACCGAAGUACUUGAAGUAAAACAACACUUUUUUCUUCAUAUUCAUUAUAAACUAGCGAACAGAAAUUUAAGAACACAUACAUUAUACAGUAAAUACUCAUUAAAUUAAUAUUCGAUAAAUUAACAUAAUAAUUAAUACAUUUCAUCAGUUCUGAAUUGGACUGGUUCAAAAUAUAAUACAAAUCAAUAAAAUAAUAUAAUAAUAUUUCUUUAAAUUUUUUUUACAUAUAUAUGAUCCCGUUAAAAUCAUAAAUUAUUAAUUUAUAUAUAUGCAGUUCAUGUAAGUAGAAACUAAAUUUCUUUUUUGGUUCACAAAGGAGUCUAAUUCUAUUUUGCGUAAUGUGUUAAAAUAUUUCGAUGAUAUUUAAUAAAAUUAUAUCUGAAACUCAUCUAACUCUUAUUAUACAUAUUUCAUAUGUAUACUAAGUUAUAUAAUAAAAUAAUAUGAAAGUCAAAUUUAAAACAGUAAAUUAACUAUUUUCUAUUUUACAAUAUAUAUAUAUAUAUAUUUUAAAUAUAUAAAAAUAUAAAUGAAAACUUUUGUAAAUUAAUAACUCUAUAAAUUAAAAAAAAAUACUAUAUAGUCCUAACAUUAUUAUUUUAUAGAGUUUUUAAUGUACAUAAUUCACCAACACAUACAAUAGACCCUUUUUUUUGUUUUUUUGAUCAACUCACAUACAAUAUACAUAAAAUCGAAAUAAAUUAAAAGCUUGACUUGUGAGCUCAGAGACUACACAUUACAUUAAUAUAUGUAGAACUAGAGGGAUGGAGUUCUACCACCACUGCACCACAUGUCCACGGGUUUAGAUGUAGAACUAGGGGGAUGGAGUUCUACCACCACCACCAGGUCGACUUGUUGAUGGUCCUGUAUCUAUCCCUGUACUCAUCAACCUUCUCCCUACAAUAUCAUAUAUAUAUUUAACUAUAUAAAUGAAAGGUAUGUGAAUAAUUCAGUUUCAAGCAACGAUAAAAGGCAGAAAAUUACUAUAGACGAACUAUGUUAAUGAAACCAGAUUAAAAAAAAAAAUGAAACAUUCGAGGGGAAAAUAUAUAAGAAGAGAUAGAUUAUAUUAUAGAUUUGUGUCAAAUUAUGACCACCACUUUGUACGUGUUGUGGUGGUGGUACAUCUCGUGGCCUAGGUAGACGGCCAAAAUAUUUUAAUUACAGAAUACAAAAAAAAAACAUUAUUAUAAUUUCUUAUUUAGCUAAACUUUUUUUUUUUGAGAAAAAAAAGAGAGCUAAAUUUCCAUUUCGACCUAUCCCACUUAACUUUUUGAGACAUAUUCAACAUCUCAUCCAUAGACAAAUUUCAUGAACUCAAAUGGCAGGUACGCAACUUAUAUGUGUUAUGGUUUAUGCAUGGUCGGAACUGGGCACAACUUAGUACAAGGAUCCAAAAUAUUUUAGAAGAUAAAAUCCAAAUUACAAAAUAUUUUAUUUAUUAAAGUUCUUCAAAAUUAUUUUCCCAUGAUAUCUCAGAUCCAGCUUGGAUUUAUGCAUGUUAAUUAUUUGUAUUGAAACACUAACCGAUGACUGAAAGUGGUUGUUGAUGAGACGGUAUAGCAGAUUCAGCAAGGCAAGGUAUGACGCAAAGAAGCAGAAGCACAAUGAAGGCUUGCCUUAGCUGUGAAGAACCCAUGUCUCUUAUCUCUUCCUUCACCGAUAGAAGGCUUUACAUAUAACGAUGGAUCGGACAGGCGAAAAGUGUAAGAAAUACAAUCAAAACUAGAGAAAAGGAUAAACCACAAUGAAAAAGGUGUAAACCGUUCUUCUCCAUUCAAUUCAAUUAUUGCUCCUCUUGAUAUCUCUCAGUGACAUUUUUUUUCUUUUGUCGCCACCAAUGGUAUGUCUAGUAUUUAUUUAACCAACCAAAUUGGCUUUAAAUUAUUAAGAUACGUGGAGACAUCUCAUGGUGUAAGAUCUAUAAUUUAGUUACAUUAUUUUAAGAAAUUUUGGCUUUUGGGUUCUUAGUUAGGAUAAAAUUCAUUCUAAAAGUAAUAUUGAUGACUUACUUAGUUUAACAUGAUUAUGGUAAAACUAGGGAUCUGCACGGAUCGAUACUACCAUAAUUUUUAGUAUUUAUGAUUUUUUCGUAUUUAAAGGAUAUAUAAUUUUAUGAUUUGCUUUGGUUGAAAAUACGAAUAUCUGGUUUUUCAGAUAUCUAAAAAAUUUACAGAUAUUUGCAACAUUUACGGAUAUUUCAUCCAUUUUGUUAGUACAAGCAAAAUCUAGAAAAACAUAUAUUAAAUUAUUUUCAAAAUUAUAUUUUACAUAAUUUAAAACAAAAGUAAAGAUUAGUGAAAUUACAUGUUCCAUAAACUCUUAAAAUUAUUUAAUUUUUUUAUGAAACAUUGAAAUUUAGAAAAUUGUAAUUUUAUAAAGAUUUAUAUUCAUUUCUUAAUUUAAUACUUUAAUAAGUAAUUUUAUAUAUAAAAUUAUCUGUUAAAAUAAAAAUUAUAUAAAUUAUACAGUUAAAAUUAUAUAUUUAAUUAAAUGAUAUAUAUAUCUAUUAUAUAAAAUUCGGUUCAGAGCAGAUAUCUGAGUCUAAAAUUUUAAGUAUUUGUAGUUUGCUUCAUUUUUAAUGGGUCGAAUCGAAACAGAAUAAUGGAUCGGAUCAAAAUUAACAAAUAAAAUGCCAACCCUAAGAAAGCCUGAUUCAUUUUCAGAUAAACUUGUUGAACUUCAAUUAUUGCCACUAUAAUAAACCCUUCUUGAAAAAUAUAUUAAUCAUAGUUAUCAUUAAGCUUCUUGAGACAUGAGACAUUCUGAAAAUGUCAGACAUCAUAACCUGUUUCACGUUCUAAGAAUUAUUCAUUCUUCUUCUAGACUGGUUCUUGUGGUCUAAUAAUCCUACGGUCCUACCACUCAUAGUAAAGCCUAUUAGGCCUUAAUCCGGUGAUGGGACAGGCCCGUAAAAUGUCAAAUCUUUCUAUCUAACUUUCAUCUACCCCAGAUCCAGCGAAGCCUCUCAUUUGGUGCGUCUCUCUUUCUUAUCAUUGUUUCUUGGAGUCUACGCGAAGACUGAGCUAAACCCACAUUUGCUGGCUUGUUUCCUUGCUUAGUUAACUGAAAUCUAAAGAUGAGAUAAAUAUCAAAAGAAACGUUUGAUCCCUAUGUUUCCACGACAUUUAUUCAUUUCCAGAAGAAGGCAUUUCGUGUAUAGUUAAACCCACAUUUGCUGGCUUCUUUUAUAGUAUUUUCGUUUUGUAGUUAAAGAUGGUUGAGCUGACUAUAACAAAUAUUUGGCUUUAAAUACAUAAAUGCAACAAAGAAAAAGACAACUUCAUUUGACUAUUAAGACAAAAUUUCAGAUGAUCAAACUGCACAAAAUAAGAAGAAACUGUCUUUAGCCAUAAGAUAAAGAUGCCUGAGCUGACUAUAACAAAUAAAACAAGACAUAGAUUUUGCUUUAAGAUAAUGAUUAACAAUGUUAACACUUCUUGUACACUUUAAGACCAAAUCUUGAUGCUAUGGUUUAUCUAAAGAACACUUGAUCUGGUGGGUUUGGUAAGACAUUUGGUUUAUCUACCAAAAAUUGUUAUAAAAUCCAUAAUAGGAGAGUUGUUGAAGCAUUUAGUAAGUAACAGACAAUGGCUGAAACAAAGAGACUUGAGAGACUUAAAGCAAUGAGAAGUUUAUUAAAGAGUGAGAUGGAAAAAACAAAAACCUCUUCAUUGGUUCUUGAAAAGACAGGAUCUAAGCUUGAAGAGAUCAACACCAAGUUGCUGUCUUUAGAAGCUGAUGUUAAGGUAGAGAGAUGGAGAUCUUCUCCUUUCUCUGAUCAUAUCCGUUACACCAUUGCUCCAAUAUCAGCUGCUCUGAGAGUCUUUGCUACGGUUCAAGAACUCGAGAGAGAUCUCAUGUCAUGUAAUGAAGUUCUUGGUUAUGUUUCUUAUGUUAAACGUCUUGGAGAAGCAUUGAAGCUUCUUUCAAGCAGCUGUGUUCUCGCUCUUAACUGGCUUGAAGACACACUCAAGUUCCUGUCUGAAAAUGGAAUGCCUGAAGAUCAUCCUUGCGGAUUACGGUUCAGGACUUCUAUAGAGCUUCUGAGGGAACUUCAAAUGACCGAGGCUCGUGCUUAUCGAAGAGGAGGGAGUCUCCACACAGCGUUGGAGAAUCUCGAAACAGAACUUGAGAUGAUUCUUGAAGAGGAGGAGGUUUUGUCUGAAUAUAACUUGAGAGACAUGAAGGCAAUCAUCAAGAGAUUAGAUGCUCACACAGUGUUAACAAACUGUGUGCAUGUUUACAUCAAGAACCGCACAAGAGUCAUUCAGAAACGGUUUGAGAUUGAUUAUCUAGAGAGAACAAUCACAGAAGCUGAUAUUGAAGGCUAUAUAUAUCAAUGGAGAGUGGAUGUAGAGAUAGCUGUGAAAGAGGUCUAUGAGUUUGAGAGCAACCUCUGCAAUGAAGUGUUCAAAGAUGUUGGAGAAGAACAUGAUGUUCCAUUGCAUUGUUUUGGAGCAAUAGCUUCAAACUCAGGAAUCCUCCAGCUACUCAGGUUUGGAUCAAGAAUCAGAAAAUGCAAGAAAGGUCCACCAAAGCUGCUAAAACUCUUGGAAUGUUUCUCUACAAUGGACAACGUUAGAACCGAGUUUAACCGGCUAUUCAGAGGGGAGGAGUGUUCAGAGAUACGUAGAGAAACAAGGGAGCUUAUUAGAAAUCUAGUUAAAGGUGUCUGCGAGAUCUUUUGGGAGUUACCUUGUCAAGUGGAGCUUCAAAGACCAAACUGUCCUCUUCUUGAUGGUGGUGUCCCCAAGCUUGUGAGUGUUGUGACUGAGUACUGCAACAAGCUGCUUGGAGACAAGAACAAGCCUGUCUUGUCCAAGAUUCUUGAGAUUGAUUUGGGAUGGAAGAAUGAAAAGUAUCAAGAAGAGAUACUCAUAGGUCACAUGUACAACAUACUGAGAGAGAUUGCUUUGAACUUGGAUGCAUGGUCAAGCUCCAACAAAGAAACUGCUCUUUCUUACAUCUUUAUGAUGAACAACCACUCUCACUUCUACGGUCUGAGAGAGACUCCUCUCGGGUUAAUGAUGGGAGAUUCUUGGCUAAACGCACAUGAGCAGUAUAGAGACUACUACGCAGCACUGUAUGUUAAAGAAAGCUGGGGAAAGCUCUUGUCUCUACUCAACAACAAAGCUCAAACCGUUAAGAGAACAUUACAAGCCUUUGCUAAAGGGUUCGAUGAGAUUUACAGAAAGCAAUCACAUUGGGUUGUUGAGGAUGAGAAGGUGAGAUGGAAGAUAUGUGAAGCCAUGGUAAAAACUGUUGUGCCUAGAUACAAGAGUUACUUACAAAGUUACAUAAUACUUCUUGCUGAAGAAGAUGCUCAUAAGAGUCAUGGUAAGGACUUGAACUAUUACACUCCAAAGGGUUUAGAGAUGAAGAUGAAGGCAAUGUUUAAGAGCAAAGAGGGAGCAGAGUUUUCUCACUUUGAUGGAAAUAGGGAUUAGUCAGAAUCAUCACUUGAGAUUAGAAGAAGCUGUAUGAUACUUAGACACAGAAACUAUACUUGUUCUAGGCGAAAACAGAUUAGCCUUAGACUUACUUGAAGAAGUGUGUAGUAUAUUUGUAUAUGUGACAUAGAGAAGGUGCACUCUUGGCUGUUUGUACUUUUGUAGAUGAUGCAAAUAAAAAUUGAAUCCCAAGAGAUUAAGUG
Molecule: messenger RNA, 6823 nt
Organism: Brassica rapa (field mustard)
Lineage: Eukaryota; Viridiplantae; Streptophyta; Magnoliopsida; Brassicales; Brassicaceae
Product: exocyst complex component EXO70B1
Biological process (GO): exocytosis
Cellular component (GO): exocyst
Molecular function (GO): phosphatidylinositol-4,5-bisphosphate binding
Source: RefSeq, a predicted model, not a curated record